Theobroma cacao (cacao) is the source of this 2210-nucleotide messenger RNA. RefSeq names its product heat shock protein 60 (gene HSP60). Gene Ontology annotation, biological process: protein refolding. Gene Ontology annotation, molecular function: ATP-dependent protein folding chaperone; ATP binding. The record is from RefSeq and is a predicted model, not a curated record. NCBI's taxonomy places the organism in Eukaryota, Viridiplantae, Streptophyta, Magnoliopsida, Malvales, Malvaceae.
GAAAACAAGGUUAAACAACUACAAAUUGCUGGCUGGCUGCUGCUUCUAGACCCUUCUCGUUUCCCUUCUCUUUCUGGGUUUUUCUCCCUUUAAAAACGCAACCCCCAAGCUCUCCCAUUGUCUUGACAUCCCAACACUCUCUUUGUUACUUUCUAGAGCUUUCUUCUAUUCCUUUGUUUUCUUUCCCCAAAGAAACCAUGUAUCGUUUCGCUUCAAGCCUCGCUUCCAAAGCUAGGAUUGCUAGGAAUACUACACAUCAGAUUGGCAGUAGAUUGAGUUGGAAUAGGAACUAUGCCGCAAAAGAUAUAAAAUUUGGGGUAGAAGCUCGAGCUUUGAUGCUUAAAGGCGUUGAAGAACUUGCUGAUGCUGUUAAAGUUACCAUGGGUCCCAAGGGACGAAAUGUGGUUAUUGAACAAAGCUAUGGUGCUCCAAAAGUGACUAAAGAUGGUGUGACUGUUGCAAAGAGCAUUGAUUUCAAGGAUAAAAUCAAGAAUGUUGGUGCUAGCCUUGUGAAACAAGUUGCGAAUGCCACCAACGAUGUAGCUGGUGAUGGGACUACUUGUGCAACAUUGCUUACACGAGCAAUAUUUACAGAAGGAUGCAAGUCAGUUGCUGCUGGAAUGAAUGCAAUGGAUCUAAGACGUGGCAUAACAAUGGCAGUUGAUGAUGUUGUAACAAACUUGAAAAGCCGGGCACGGAUGAUUAGCACAUCUGAAGAAAUAGCUCAGGUUGGAACAAUAUCAGCUAAUGGAGAGAGGGAAAUUGGUGAGUUAAUUGCAAAAGCCAUGGAGAAGGUUGGCAAAGAGGGGGUGAUCACAAUUCAAGAUGGGAAAACAUUAUUUAAUGAGUUGGAAGUUGUUGAGGGCAUGAAGCUUGACAGGGGCUACAUAUCCCCAUAUUUCAUCACCAACACGAAAAACCAAAAAUGUGAAUUAGAUGAUCCUCUUAUUUUGAUCCAUGAGAAGAAAAUAUCUAGCUUAAAUGCUGUGGUGAAAGUACUAGAGUUAGCUUUGAAGAGACAAAGGCCAUUGUUGAUUGUAGCUGAAGAUGUAGAGAGUGAAGCACUUGCGACCCUCAUUCUUAACAAGCUUCGUGCUGGAAUCAAGGUCUGUGCCAUAAAAGCCCCUGGUUUUGGAGAAAAUAGGAAGGCGAGUCUGCAGGAUCUUGCUGUCCUCACAGGAGGAGAGGUUAUAACUGAAGAACUUGGAAUGAACCUUGAAAAGGUGGAUCUUGACAUGCUUGGCACUUGCAAAAAGGCUACUGUCUCAAAGGAUGACACUGUUUUUCUUGAUGGGGAUGGUGACAAGAAAGCCAUUGAAGAAAGAUGCGAACAGAUUAGAUCAGCAAUUGAAUUGAGCACCUCUGAUUAUGAUAAGGAGAAGUUGCAAGAAAGAUUGGCAAAGCUUUCUGGCGGUGUUGCUGUCCUGAAGAUCGGAGGAGCUAGUGAAGCUGAAGUUGGUGAGAAGAAGGAUAGAGUUACGGAUGCAUUAAAUGCCACAAAGGCAGCUGUAGAAGAGGGUAUUGUGCCAGGUGGUGGUGUCGCUCUUCUGUAUGCAUCCAAAGAGUUGGAUAAGCUACCUACAGCGAACUUUGACCAGAAGAUUGGUGUUCAAAUUAUACAGAAUGCUCUAAAGACACCUGUGUACACAAUUGCUUCGAAUGCAGGAGUGGAGGGAGCUGUUGUUGUUGGUAAGCUGUUGGAGCAGGAUAACCCGGAUCUUGGGUAUGAUGCCGCCAAAGGUGAAUAUGUCGAUAUGGUAAAGGCUGGUAUUGUUGACCCAUUGAAAGUAAUUAGAACUGCUUUGGUUGAUGCGGCAAGUGUGUCAUCAUUGAUGACAACAACCGAAGCUAUUGUAGUUGAACUUCCCAAGGAUGAGAAGGAUGUUCCAGCAAUGCCUGGCGGUAUGGGUGGCAUGGAUUAUUGAGGUUAUUCCUAACAACACACUGAUCGAAAUUGCCUUGAUCUAGUAACUGUUUUUCCUCCUUCCCAAUAUCUCAUGAAGAAAAGAAUAUCAGCUUUUUUUAGUUGUUUUAGUCUUGUUUCAGUUGGAAGGCAAUCGAUGUAAUCGUAAGGAGAGAGCAACUUGUAGGUAGUUUUGGUGAUCAAGGUCAAAACUGUUUGAUUGUUGUUGGUAGGAAGAAUUGGAUUGCAUGGAACCAUCGUUUUUGGAAAUAACGAAAAAAAGAAACACUAUCAUCCUUGCACACUU